Caenorhabditis remanei is the source of this 909-nucleotide messenger RNA. RefSeq lists its product as uncharacterized. The record is from RefSeq and is a predicted model, not a curated record. Bases 1 to 909 code for a protein of 302 amino acids. The transcript is spliced from 3 exons. Lineage: Eukaryota; Metazoa; Nematoda; Chromadorea; Rhabditida; Rhabditidae.
AUGCCUCUUAUCAUCGUUACCGGUCAUCCGUCAUCCGGUAAAUCCACGAUUGUAGACCGUCUAGCGGAGAGAUUCAAAGAGAAAGGAAAAGAAUAUCAAAUUAUUCGCGACGAGUCUUACGGCGGUUUCGACCGCAAAAAUUAUGAAUUUGCGAAUAAAGAGAAAGACCUCCGCUCGUGGAUUCGAUCGGAAGUUCAGCAGAGUUUGACGAAGAAUAAAGUGAUAAUUUGUGACGGAUUAAAUUAUAUCAAAGGCUAUCGAUAUGAGCUGUUUUUGGCAGCGAAAAUGAGUAAAACGACGUAUUGCGUCAUCCAGUGCUCACCGUCGGCUGACACGUGUCACUGGUUGAAUGAGCAGAAACCGGAGAGUUCGAGAUAUUCAAAAGAGUUGAUUGAUCAGUUAUUGAUGAGAUAUGAACGGCCUGACACGAAGUUUCGAUGGGAAAAACCACUUUUUGAGGUGAAAAUCGGAAAAGCUGAGAAAGCGCUUCCCAGUGAAAUCGACGACGAUAUGACGGUAGAUUUGGAGUAUCCAGCGCCACGUUUCGCCAACAUUUUUGACGAGGAAAUUGUCGAGUGGAUCUGCAAUGGCACAGAACUAACGGAGAAUCAAUCGACCCAGACUGUCCCGCUGGCACCAACCAACUUCCUUCACGAACUCGAUCGAUCUACUCAAGACGUCGUCACAGUGAUUCUGAAUGCACAACGAACCGCCGUCCGUGGACAGAAUCUCACGAUUCCUGGAGCGACAGACGGCGCAAAUACGAUAAAAUUCAUGAAAUUGAGGACACUUCCCGAAUUGAAUCGAUUGAGACAUCAGUUUGUGAAUAUGUCGAAGAAGGAUCCGACGACGGAUAAAGAGAAGAUUAUCACCGGUUUUGUUGAUUUUUUGAAUUGUAAUUUGAGGUGA